Molecule: messenger RNA, 1725 nt
Organism: Mollisia scopiformis
Lineage: Eukaryota; Fungi; Ascomycota; Leotiomycetes; Helotiales; Mollisiaceae
Product: FAD/NAD(P)-binding domain-containing protein
Exons: 6
Coding region: 1-1725 (574 amino acids)
Molecular function (GO): NADP binding; flavin adenine dinucleotide binding; N,N-dimethylaniline monooxygenase activity
Source: RefSeq, a predicted model, not a curated record
AUGAAAGUCGCAGUGAUAGGAGCUGGCCCGGGGGGCCUUGUUACCUUGAAAUACCUUCUCCAAGCACCCGAGUUCCUCUUUGUAAAACCCAUCGAAGUUCGUCUCUUCGAAGCCGGUCCGGAGAUUGGUGGAACCUUUCGGCAAAGGAAUUACGAAGAUGGAGAGCAAGUCUCCUCAAAAUACCUGACAACUUUUUCUGACUUCCGCCCCUCGAAAGAAGCGCCUGACUUCCUGCCAAUAGAAGAUUAUCUUGUUUACCUCGAAGAAUACUGCACUCGUUUCGACCUGUGGAAGAAUAUCGAAGUCUCAACAACGGUCACCCGUCUCCAACAUCGAGGUAUUUCUGGUCAUACCGUCUCGUUAGUCAGAGCGGAUGGAACAACAGAAGAUUGGCACUGCGACGCUGUAGCGAUCUGCACGGGACUACACGUUACUCCUAACGUUCCACACGUCGAUGGAAUUGAAAAUGUCCCUCUCGUGUUACAUUCUUCUCAAUUCAAAGCCAGGAAACAAUUUGGGAAGGAUACGAAUGUGGUCGUUCUUGGGACUGGGGAGACGGGUAUGGACAUGUCACAUCUGGCUGUGACCUCUCCUACAAGAACUGUGACUUUGUGUCAUCGAAAUGGAUUCCUCUGCGCUGCCAAAAUAAUCCCGAAUCCCGUCCUCUUUGGAAGAUUCCGAUCCAGCGGCCCCGACAUUCCCACGGAUGUUGUUACAGCCAGCCUGUUCGAGUCAAUGUAUGUUCAUCCCAUAAUGAAGAAGUCACUCAUACCUUGGCGGUACUAUGAUGCUUUUGUAAAGUAUACGCUAUGGCUUGUCUCUGGUACGAGACAUGGCAUUGAUCAGUGGGUUGGCGGACUCCCUGAUGAGACGUACCAUACUUCUGAACUCUUCUUUACAAAGUCGAGUCGCGCAAUGCCCUACAUCAGUGCACCCUACCGCUCUACAUCCUUGCUUCAUCGUAUCCGCGCUUCCAUUGCACAAAUCAAACUUCCGGAGACAAAUGGGAGAGUGAUAGAUCUGGCACCUUGGCCCAGCCACAUUGGUCAGGAUCGCGUAAUCCACUUCACCAAUAAUGGACGUCCAGAAGCUCGUACAAUGCAAGAUGUCAAACGGAAGGUCGAUGUGCUAGUCUUUGCCACCGGGUACGACCAGACUUUCCCGUUUCUAGACGAAACAUAUCCACGGCCCGAGGAUGCGAAUAUCAGACGAAUUUGGAAGAGUGGGGAUGAGACUGUUGCAUUUAUUGGGUUCAUUCGACCGAGUUUUGGAGCAAUUCCUCCCCUCGCAGAGUUCCAAGCACAGCUCUGGGUCCUAGCACUUCUACAAAAGCUGCCUCAUCCAUUAACCAAAGAAGAGCAUUAUCGCCUCCAUAUGACUGAGGAGCGAAGAAUACAAUACGGUGUUGACCACGAAAACUAUGCCUAUCAAUUAGCAAUGGACAUGGAAUCUGCACCUACCGCUGCCUAUAUGCUGACUCGUGGAUCGAAGAUGUUCACGACAUGGGCUCUUGGCGCCAAUUUCAACACAAAGUUCAGGUUGAUUGGUCCUUGGGCGUUCAAAGAAGCGGAAGAUAUUAUGAAUAAUGAGUUGUGGGAGACGAUUACUCGACGUGGUGGCUUUUUCGGUAUUGUGGUUCUCUCUUUGAUCCCGAUGUCGAUAUUUGGUCCGCUGAAUCUCCUCGUUUGGCUGUUCGCCUCGAUGGGGUUAGUAAAGGGCUCGUGA